Messenger RNA from Saccostrea echinata, 2805 nucleotides. RefSeq names its product mucin-2-like. Lineage: Eukaryota; Metazoa; Mollusca; Bivalvia; Ostreida; Ostreidae. The transcript has a single exon. The coding region runs from base 1 to 2805 and encodes 934 amino acids. The record is from RefSeq and is a predicted model, not a curated record.
AUGGAGAGACAGAGGAUACUUUUCGUGAAAAGUACCUUCACCGAAAUUGGAACAGAUAGCAUGCUAGUCUCUGGUUCAAUAUCAAAACCAACAACAACGGCACCAACAACAACGAAAGAAUUACAAACAACAAAAGACAAAUUAACUGCAUCAACAACACCACAAGUAACAACAAUUGAAGCACCAACAACUACAACAAUCUCAAGACCAAUAGUAUCUGAAUCACCUAAAACCACAUCAUCAAACCAAAUAAAAACCGAUAUAUCAACACAUACAACAACCACAUCACAACCAACAACAACCACAACACCACAACCAACAACAGACACAACACAACCAACAACAGACACAUCACAACCAACAACAACCACAACGCCACAACCAACAACAACUACAUCACAAGUAACAACAACCACAACACCACAACCACCAACAGACAUAACACAACAACCAACAACAGACACAUCACAACCAACAACAACCACAACACCACAACCAACAACAGCCACAUCACAAACAACAACAGCCACAUCACAAACAACAACAACCACAACACCACAACCAACAACAGCCACAUCACAACCAACAACAGACACAACACAACCAACAACAGACACAUCACAACCAAUAACAACCACAACACCACAACCAACAACAACUACAUCACAAGUAACAACAACCACAACACCACAACCAACAACAGACAUAACACAACAACCAACAACAGACACAUCACAACCAACAACAACCACAACACCACAACCAACAACAGCCACAUCACAACCAACAACAGCCACAUCACAAACAACAACAACCACAACACCACAACCAGCAACAGCCACAUCACAACCAACAACAGCCACAACAUUACAACCAACAACAACCACAUCACAACCAACAACAACCACAACACCACAACCAACAACAGACGCAACACAACCAACAACAGACACAUCACAACCAACAACAACCACAACACCACAACCAACAACAACUACAUCACAAGUAACAACAACCACAACACCACAACCAACAACAGACAUAACACAACAACCAACAACAGACACAUCACAACCAACAACCACAACACCACAACCAACAACAGCCACAUCACAACCAACAACAGCCACAUCACAAACAACAACAACCACAACACCACAACCAACAACAGCCUCAUCACAACCAACAACAGCCACAACACAACCAAAAACAGACACAAUAUCACAACCAACAAUAACCACAACACCACAACCAACAACAGCCACAUCACAACCAACAACAGCCACAUCACAAACAACAACAACCACAACACCACAACCAACAACAGCCACAUCACAACCAACAACAGCCACAACAUUACAACCAACAACAACCACAUCACAACCAACAACAACCACAACACCACAACCAACAACAGACGCAACACAACCAACAACAGACACAUCACAACCAACAACAACCACAACACCACAACCAACAACAACUACAUCACAAGUAACAACAACCACAACACCACAACCAACAACAGACAUAACACAACAACCAACAACAGACACAUCACAACCAACAACAACCACAACACCACAACCAACAACAGCCACAUCACAACCAACAACAGCCACAUCACAAACAACAACAACCACAACACCACAACCAACAACAGCCUCAUCACAACCAACAACAGCCACAACACAACCAAAAACAGACACAAUAUCACAACCAACAAUAACCACAACACCACAACCAACAACAACCACACCACAACUAAAAACAGCCACAGCAUCACAACCAAUACCAACCACAACACCACAACCAACAACAACCACAUCAGAACCAACAACAACCACAACAUCACAACCAACAACAACUACAUCACAAGUAACAACAACCACAACACCACAACCAACAACAGACACAACACAACAACCAACAACAGAUGCAUCACAAUCAACAACAGCCACAACACCACAACCAACAGCAACCACACCACAACCAAAAACAGCCACAGCAUCACAACCAACACCAAUCACAACAUUACAACCAACAACAGCCAAAACAUCACAACCAACAACAGAAACAACACCAAAACCAACAACAUCACAACCGACAACAGCCACAAUAUCACAAUCAACAACAAGCACAACAGCACAACCAACAACAGCAACAACACCACAACCAACAACAGCCACAUCACAACCAACAACAGCCACAGCAUCACAACCAGCAACAGCCACAUCACAACCAACAACAACAUCACAACCGACAACAGCCACAGCAUCACAACCAGCAACAGCCACAUCACAACCAACAACAACAUCACAACCGACAACAGCCACAACAUCACAACCGACAACAACCGAAUCACCAACAGUCACAACAUCACAACCGACGACAAUCACAACAUCACAACCAACACCAGCCACAACAUCAAAACCGACAACAACCGAAUCACGAACAGCCACAACAACAUCAGAACACACAACACUAACAACCGAACAAUCAAUUUAUCGUAUAACCGAAACAUCAGCAGCAAUAACAACAUUUAAACCAACAACAACCACACCAACAACAACGAAAGAAUUACAAACAACAAAAGAAAAAUUUACUGCUUCAACAACACCACAACUAGCAACAAUUGAAACACCAACAAUCACAACAACAUCGGACCAAACAAAAACCGAGACAAUUACCAAAACAUUUCUACAAUCAACCAAAAACUCAAUCAUGGCUACGGAAAAUACCAUGCCAAUAACUACCGAUUCGAACACAGCGUCUUCAAUUCAAGGUAUGUCAGUAGAAUUUUAA